AUGAGAGGGAAAUUAUUGAAGGUUUUGGAAAAUGUAAAUUCUAGUCAAGACCGAAUAGAUAAUAUUUUAACUCCAGAAGAGGAACAUUUGUGCUCAUUCCUUGACAUAUCCACCAAGUAUGCAUAUUUAUUAGGAAAUGAUAGAACAUUCUUCAAUCAAUUACCUAUUUGUUGGAGAUGUAAUUGUACUAAAAAAUUGAACAAAGUUUCACUUCUUGAACAAAUACCUUUAACUCCAUUUCAUCCUAAUCAUGAAAUUGAAUUAUUCAAUAUUUUUAAAUUAAAACAUUAUCAGCAUAUUUUUGAUUUGCUUCAUUGUGAUGCAAGAACUUUGGAGCAUAUGUUAAAUAAUACUUGUAUGAAUGAUGAUAGACUUUUAGAUUUUCUUGUUGAAAUUCUUCCCAAAUUAGUGAAAAAACAUUGUGGACAAACCAUUCAUUUAAAAUUGUCCACCACUAAGGAUACUAAGAACACAGGAGAUUCCACUGAUCAAGAAAUCAUUUAG
Molecule: messenger RNA, 504 nt
Organism: Naegleria gruberi
Lineage: Eukaryota; Heterolobosea; Eutetramitea; Acrasida; Naegleriidae
Exons: 1
Coding region: 1-504 (167 amino acids)
Source: RefSeq, a predicted model, not a curated record